UUCCCCUCUCUCUUGCUCUCUGUUUCUCUUUUUUCUCUUUUCUCUUUCCCCCCCUCCAGGCAUGCGGAUCCUGGUGAACUUACUCCUGGACACCCUGCCAAUGCUGGGGAAUGUUCUGCUUCUCUGCUUCUUUGUCUUCUUCAUCUUUGGCAUCAUUGGAGUGCAAUUGUGGGCUGGUCUGCUCCGGAACCGCUGUUUCAUGGAGGAAAACUUCACAAUACAAGGCGACAUUGUCUUACCCCCAUAUUACCAACCCGAGGAGGAUGACGAGAUGCCCUUCAUCUGCUCACUGUCAGGAGACAAUGGCAUCAUGGGGUGUCAUGAGAUCCCACCACUGAAGGAGAGGGGCCACGAGUGCUGUUUGGACAAAGAUGACUACUAUUACUACAACUCUGUCCGGCAGGAGUUCAACGUCAGUGGCAUGUGCGUCAACUGGAACCAGUACUACAAUGUUUGCCGCACAGGCAAUACCAACCCACACAAAGGCGCCAUCAAUUUUGACAAUAUUGGCUAUGCCUGGAUUGUUAUAUUUCAGGUGAGAUAA
This is a messenger RNA of Alligator mississippiensis (American alligator), 544 nucleotides long. RefSeq names its product voltage-dependent T-type calcium channel subunit alpha-1I-like. The coding region runs from base 62 to 544 and encodes 160 amino acids. Gene Ontology annotation, molecular function: low voltage-gated calcium channel activity; voltage-gated sodium channel activity. Gene Ontology annotation, cellular component: plasma membrane; neuron projection; voltage-gated sodium channel complex. Gene Ontology annotation, biological process: sodium ion transmembrane transport; neuronal action potential; positive regulation of calcium ion-dependent exocytosis. The transcript is spliced from 2 exons. Lineage: Eukaryota; Metazoa; Chordata; Crocodylia; Alligatoridae. The record is from RefSeq and is a predicted model, not a curated record.